This is a messenger RNA of Iphiclides podalirius (scarce swallowtail), 2292 nucleotides long. Lineage: Eukaryota; Metazoa; Arthropoda; Insecta; Lepidoptera; Papilionidae. The record is from the annotation of a GenBank genome assembly.
AUGUCGGAGAUCGAGAACAAAAUGAAGCGGCUGAAGAACCGUCUGAUAAAGAUACACGGGAAGAUCCAGGACACAGUCGAGGACUUCCAGGAUCAGGUGCAGAACAAAAUAGAGAGGUCGAAACUCGCCAGUAUCGUUUCGAACCUAUCCGAAGAGAGGAGUUCCUUCGAUGACAAUUCUACUGACGGAGACAAAGUGUCUACGGACUCCGUGGAGAGUAAAAAAGGGAAAAGCGAGAAAUCUACCAGUAUCCCGUUUGUGGUUAUUAAUGAAUCAGAAACUGUUAUCGACGCAGACCAAAAGGAGGUUUGCAGGGACUUUUUGAGAGUCGAGAGCCACGGCGCGAUUUACAGAAGCAGGUCCGAUUCAGACCUCACCUUUGAGAACGGUUCUUCUAACUUUGACAGCUCCAGCGAGUCCUGUCUCUCUUGCUUGUCUUCUAGUGACGAGAGAAACUUAGACAUAAGACCGAGGGCUGGCAGUCUUCCGCCGGGCCAGAAACUCGACGUACCCUCAGCCGUGAACGCGUGCAGUGAGAUAAUAGAGAAGAUAGGGAACAGAUUCCCACGGCUCAAGAGUAAGGGUGAACGGAUACAUAGGUACCUCUUGAAGAACACGAGAUUGAGCGACGUGAACAAAAGGCUGAAGGCGCAAAUCUGGAGUUCCGUGGUGACGAUAGUUCUCGUUGAGGCCAAGAAUCUUCCAGCAAUGGACGUGGACACUAGAUCCAGCGAUCCGUAUUGCAAAUUUAGGCUAGGCAAUGAAAAAUAUAAGAGUAAAGUGGUGUGGAAAUCGCUACACCCAUCUUGGCUGGAGCAGUUCGAUUUGCAUCUGUACGACGAUCAGGAACAAAUAUUGGAGGUCACGGUCUGGGACAAGGACAAGCAAACGAAAGACGACUUUUUGGGGAGGUGCACGAUAGAUCUGUCAUCGUUGGAACGCGAGAAAACGCACAGCAUCUGGCAAGAGUUGGAGGAAGGUAACGGGCAGAUAUUCUUGUUGCUGACCAUCAGCGGAACCACGCAAUCCGAGACCAUUACUGACUUGACCAGUUACAGAGAGAACCCUAGAGAUCUAGAAAUAAUAGAACGAAGAUAUGCGUGGUAUAGACUCAAUGAACACUCGAGCGGUGUGGGUUGGCUAUGUGUCAAAGUGUAUGGUGCUAAAGGUCUGGCGGCGGCAGACUUGGGUGGGAAAUCCGAUCCGUUCUGCGUUCUAGAGCUUGGGAAUGCGAGGCUUCAAACGCACACGGAAUACAAGACGCUGACGCCCAACUGGAUGAAGAUAUUCACAUUCACAGUCAAAGACAUCACUUCUGUAUUAGAGGUGACAGUAUAUGAUGAAGAUCACGAUCACAAAGUAGAGUUCCUAGGCAAGCUUGCUGUACCCCUAUUAAAUAUACGGAACGGAGAAAAGAGAUGGUUCGCCUUGAAAGAUAAAAAGAUGAGAGCAAGAGCAAAAGGGAAUUAUCCUCAGAUACUGUUGGAAAUGAUGGUGAUAUGGAAUCCGCUGAAGGCAGCCAUAAGAGUGAUCAAUCCGAAGGAGCCAAAGUACAUGCAUCAAGAGUCGAAGUUCAAGAGACAGCUGUUUAUUCGCAACGUAAUGAGACUGAAAGCGAUUAUAAUGUGGUUCAUUGAGGUCGGCAAAAUACUGCAAGACUGCUUCGAAUGGGAAUCUAGGCUGCUGUCUUUCAUCGGCCUCUUGGCGUGGCUGGCGUUUUGCUAUUACUAUCAGAUGUGGAUGUUGCCGUUUCUACUCCUGGUGUUUUUCUCUAGAAAUUGGCUCAUCUAUAGGCUAACGGGAGGUAACCCGUUAUUGACACCUGUUGAUGAUGAUGAUCUACUAGCCGAGGAAGAUGACGAGGAAGAGAUGGAUAAGGAAGAGAAGAAAUCGCUAAAAGAGAGAUUGCAAGCAAUACAAGAAGUCACUCAGACAGUGCAAAAUGCGAUUGGCUACGUGGCUUCCGUUGGUGAAGCAGUUAAAAAUUUGAUGAAUUUUACGGUGCCAUACUUAAGUUAUUUAGCAAUAUUGAUGCUGUUCGGGGCGAUGUUAGUUUUAUAUGUGAUACCUUUGCGAUAUCUAUUAAUGGCUUGGGGUGUUAAUAAAUUCACAAGAAAAAUACUACGACCUCACACGAUACCCAAUAACGAAGUGUUAGACUUACUGUCCCGAGUACCAGAUGACGAGAUAUUGCUGGACUGCAGAGAACUAAAACCACACCCUCCGAACGAGGCCCGGAGAGACGCAAGGAAAAAGCACAAAGGUCAAUGGAGAGAGAACAAAAUUAAAAAG